GCGGCCGCGGCAGCUGCGGGGUCAGAACCGCUCUCGGGUGCCGCCGUUCGGGGGAGGGCGGGGUGCUCCCUUCCUCCUCCCUGCCCGCGCCCCGUCUCCUCUCGCCCCGGGGCUAGGGAAGAUGGCUCGCCGCUUUUCGCCCGCGCUGAGCCUGCCGCGAGCGGCCGCCGGCAGCCAUGCCGAGCCAUAAGGAGACGCGGGUGCUGCACCUCAACGAGAUGGAGAAGCUGGACAAGACCCUCUUCAGGCUGGAGCAAGGGUUUGAACUCCAGUUUCGAUUGGGCCCAACUCUUCAAGGCAAGCAUGUUACUGUGUGUACAAACUAUCCAGCUUCUGGAGAAGUAUUUGAUCGCCACAAGUUCAGAACAUUAUCAUGGCACAAUCCCACAGGAAAAGAGGAUGACUCUGACAAAUAUUGCAAGUUAGAUCUCCAAAUUUCUGGGUCCUAUCAGUACUAUUUUAGUCUUGGAAAUGAGAAAAGUGGUGGAGGUUACAUAGUUGUGGAUCCUAUUCUGCGUGUUGGAGCCGAUAACCAUGUGUUGCCUUUGGACUGUGUUACACUCCAGACAUUCCUCGCUAAGUGUCUGGGACCAUUCCAUGAAUGGGAAAAUAGGCUUAAAGUUGCAAAAGAAACAGGUUACAACAUGAUCCAUUUUACACCAUUGCAGAAGCUUGGACUGUCUAGAUCAUGCUAUUCACUGGCUGAUCAGUUAGAAGUUAAUCCUGAAUUUUCAAGCCAUAACAAAAAAUGCACGUGGAAUGAUAUAGGAGCUCUUGUGGAAAAAAUGAAAAAUGAAUGGAAUAUGCUUUGCAUCACAGAUGUAGUCUACAAUCAUACUGCUGCUAACAGUGAGUGGCUCAGGAUGCAUCCAGAAUGUGGCUACAACCUUGUAAAUUCUCCUCACCUGAAGCCAGCCUGGGUCUUAGACAGAGCUCUGUGGCACCUGAGCUGUAUGGUGGCUGAUGGAAGGUGUAUUGAUAAAGGAGUCCCUCCCUUGAUAGAAAAUGAUCAUCACCUGAAUUGUAUCCGUAAAAUCAUUUGGGAAGAUAUAUAUCCAAAAAUUAAACUGUGGGAAUUUUUCCAAGUGGAUGUUAAUAAAGCUGUGCAGCAAUUUAGAACCCUUCUAACUAAAGGCAAAAUAGGCACUAAGUCUGAUCCGAAUCAACAUCUUCAAAUAGUUCAAGACCCUGAUUAUAGACGAUUUGGUUGUACUGUAGAUAUGAACAUAGCACUGGCAACGUUCAUACCACACAGCAACGGACCAGGUGCAAUAGAAGAAUGUUGUAACUGGUUUCGCAAGAGAAUUGAGGAACUGAAUGCUGAGCAAUACAGGCAGAUUCAUCAUCAUCAAGAGCAGGCUGUCAACUGUCUUGCAGGAACGGUGGUGUAUGAACGUCUGGCUGGUCAUGGUCCUAAACUAGGCCCUAUCAGUAGAAAAUAUCCUCUAGUUACCAGGUAUUUUACUUAUCCAUUCAAAGACCUGACUGUGGAGGAAGAACAAAGUAUGAUGCAUCAGCCAGAUAAAGCUUGUUAUUUCAUGGCCCAUAACGGAUGGGUUAUGGGUGAUGAUCCUCUUAGAAACUUUGCAGAACCAGGUUCAAAUGUGUACUUGAGAAGAGAGCUUAUUUGCUGGGGAGACAGUGUGAAACUGCGGUAUGGUAACAAACCCGAAGACUGCCCGUACCUCUGGGCACAUAUGAAAAAAUACACUGAAAUCACUGCCAAAUAUUUCCAUGGCGUUCGUCUUGACAACUGUCACUCAACACCUAUUCAUGUAGCUGAGGAGAUGCUAGCUACAGCCAGAUCAGUCAGACCUAAUCUUUAUGUGAUAGCUGAACUCUUCACGGGCAGUGAGUACAUUGACAAUAUUUUUGUCAACCGCCUGGGAAUUACCAGCCUGAUUAGAGAGGCCAUGACAGCUUAUAAUAGCCAUGAAGAGGGAAGGCUGGUUUAUCGUUUUGGAGGUGAGCCUGUUGGCUCUUUUGUUCAGCCACGUUUGCGGCCUUUGGUGCCAGGAAUAGCGCAUGCGCUCUUCAUGGAUAUUACACAUGACAAUGAGUGUCCAAUUCAGCACCGAUCUGCGUUUGAUGCACUUCCAAGUGCAAUGAUUGUUUCCAUGGCGUGUUGUGCUACAGGAAGCACCAAAGGUUAUGAUGAACUAGUACCACACCAGAUUUCCGUAGUAUCUGAAGAGAGAUUUUAUUCAAACUGGAAUCCACAAGCACACCUGAAUUCUGGUGAAGUUAAUUUCCAGACAGGAAUUCUAGCUGGAAGGCUAGCCAUAAACAGACUGCAUCAGGAGCUGGGAACUAAAGGCUUCAAUCAGGUGUAUGUAGAUCAAGUUGAUGAAGACAUAGUGGCAGUGACGCGACAUUGCCCUAACACCCACCAGUCUGUUGUGGCUGUAAGCAGAACUGCUUUCAGGGAUCCAAAGACUUCCUUCUACAGUAAAGAAGUACCUGAAAUGUGUAUCCCAGGAAAAAUUGAAGAAGUAGUAUUUGAGGCUAGAACUAUAGAGAAAAGCACUAGUCCUUACAAAAAAGAUGAACAUUUCAUAAAUGGAUUGCCUAAUUUCACAGUGGACCUCAGAGAGCAUAUCCAGAUUAAAGACAGUAAAAUUAUAAAGCAAGCUGGAACUGCCAUAAAAGGGCCAAAUGAAUUUGUCCAAGAAAUAGAAUUUGAAAAUUUAACACCAGGAAGUGUAAUAGUAUUCAGAGUUAGUCUUGAUCCAAAGGCACAAGAAGCUGUUGGUGUACUUCGCAAUCAUCUGAUUCAGUUCAGUCCUCACUUUAAAUCUGGGAGUCUUCCUGAUGAUCAUUCAGCACCUAUAUUAAAAACAUUAUUUUCUUCAAUUGCAUCUAAACUAACUUUGGCUGACUUAAAUCAAGUGCUGUAUAGGUGUGAGUCAGAAGAACAAGAAGAUGGUGGAGGUUGUUACAAUAUACCAAACUGGUCAUCCCUGAAGUAUGCAGGUCUCCAAGGGUUAAUGUCAGUAAUGGCAGACAUUAGACCAAAGAAUGAUCUGGGACAUCCAUUCUGUAAUAAUUUAAGAUCUGGAGACUGGAUGAUUGAUUAUGUCAGUAAUCGUCUGAUUUCACGUGCAGGAGCCUGUGCAGAAGUUGGUAAAUGGUUGAAGGCCAUGUUUGUGUAUUUGAAGAAAAUUCCACGUUACCUUAUUCCAUGUUACUUUGAUGCCAUUUUAGUGGGUGCAUACACAACUCUUCUGGAUGUGGGGUGGCAUCAGAUGUCUAGCUUUGUGCAGAAUGGAUCAACAUUUGUUAAACACCUUUCCCUGGGCUCAAUCCAGAUGUGUGGGAUAGGAAAAUAUGCAUGUCUGCCAGAUCUGUCUCCUUCCUUACAUGAUGUUCCCUAUAGGCUGAAUGAGAUUACAAAUAAGAAAGAACAGUGCUGUGUUACUUUAGCAGCUGGUUUACCUCACUUCUCUUCUGGAAUCUUCCGUUCUUGGGGAAGGGACACCUUUAUUGCACUUAGAGGCCUAAUGUUACUUACGGGACGUUAUAUAGAAGCAAGAAACAUAAUUCUGGCAUUUGGUGGGACUUUAAGACAUGGUCUCAUUCCUAACCUGCUUGGCCAAGGAACACAUGCCAGAUACAACUGCCGUGAUGCUGUGUGGUGGUGGCUUCAGUGUAUCCAGGACUACUGUAAGAUUGUUCCUAAUGGAUUAGACAUUCUCAGGUGUCCCGUUUCUAGGAUGUACCCAAGAGAUGAUUCUUCUCCUCAGCCUGCAGGCACUGUGGAUCAGCCGCUCUAUGAAGUAAUACAGGAGGCAAUGCAACGACACAUGGAAGGCAUAAGUUUCAGAGAAAGAAAUGCUGGUCCACAAAUAGAUCAAAACAUGAGAGAUGAAGGUUUUAAUAUAGUAGCAGGUGUUGACCGUGAAACUGGCUUUGUCUUCGGAGGGAACCGCUUCAAUUGCGGCACUUGGAUGGAUAAAAUGGGAGAGAGCGACAGAGCUCGCAACAAAGGAAUCCCUGCUACUCCAAGAGAUGGCUCUGCUGUGGAGAUUGUUGGCUUGUGCAAGUCGGCUGUUCGCUGGUUGCUGGAUUUGUCUAGGAAAAAUGAAUAUCCGUUCCAUGGCGUCACCAUUAAAAAAUACGGAAGGGAGGAGACCAUCACAUAUGAUGAAUGGAACAGAAAAAUUCAAGGACACUUUGAAAGACUCUUCUUUGUCUCUGAGAACCCUGCAGAUCAAAAUGAAAAACAUCCAAAUCUAGUUCACAAACGUGGGAUUUAUAAAGACAGCUAUGGAGCUUCAAGUCCAUGGUGUGAUUACCAACUCAGGCCAAAUUUUACCAUAGCAAUGGUUGUGGCCCCUGAGUUGUUCACACCUGAGAGAGCUUGGAAAGCUCUGAGGAUAGCAGAGGAAAAACUACUUGGUCCAUUGGGCAUGAAAACUUUAGAUCCAGAUGAUAUGGUGUACUGCGGAGUAUAUGAUAAUGCUCUUGACAAUGACAACUAUAAUGUAGCCAGAGGUUUUAAUUACCACCAAGGGCCUGAAUGGGUAUGGCCGAUUGGAUAUUUUCUUCGUGCCAAAUUGUACUUCUCAAAGUUGAUUGGUCCAGAGAUAUAUGCAAAAACUGUGGUUAUGAUAAAGAACGUCCUUUCUCGCCACUAUGUUCACCUUGAAAGAUCAUCCUGGAAAGGGCUCCCAGAACUGACCAAUGAAAAUGGGCAGUAUUGUCCUUUUAGCUGUGAAACUCAGGCCUGGUCUAUUAGUGUUAUCCUUGAAAUUCUUUAUGACUUGUAGAAGUUUAUUUUGAUUGAUUUUUUUUUUUUCAUGAAACUU
Molecule: messenger RNA, 4808 nt
Organism: Lagopus muta (rock ptarmigan)
Lineage: Eukaryota; Metazoa; Chordata; Aves; Galliformes; Phasianidae
Gene: AGL
Product: amylo-alpha-1, 6-glucosidase, 4-alpha-glucanotransferase
Exons: 34
Coding region: 177-4769 (1530 amino acids)
Biological process (GO): glycogen catabolic process; glycogen biosynthetic process
Molecular function (GO): 4-alpha-glucanotransferase activity; amylo-alpha-1,6-glucosidase activity
Source: RefSeq, a predicted model, not a curated record